AUUAUAUUACAAUCAUAAAUUUAAAGUAAUUAUCUUAAUUAAUAAUAAUUAACGCCGAAUCUAGACAGGCAGACAAAGCCCACCACCCCAAGCAACCCAGCAGCAACAGCCACACAGAUACAGCUAGAGCUGCCUGUUCCUCUCACCUGUUUUAUUUUGUUCUUGUUAUUGGGGGAUGAGAUGAAAAAUAAGUUUGGGAAGAGCUUUUUCUCUGACAAAAUUUCUCUUGUUUUCAGCUUAUAUUGCAGUUUUUAGUGAGAGACAAAGCCAAGAUCAGGAUACCCUUCUGUCUUAACACUAGAAAGCAUUCAUCAUGGUGGGUAUUUUCUCGAGGUUUUCUGUGGGUAGAACCGGCCAUCGGCGAACUCAGAGUGCUCUUGACGAAAGAGAAGUUUUGCCUCCAACUCCAGACGUUGCAGGUGAAUCCACUGUAACUAUGGCUGCUGCUCAUGGGAUUGAAGUGGUAGUGGAAUUUAAGCCAGUUGAACACCCAGUUGAACCUAUGGACAAUGAUCAACCCAUUCAGUGUCCUCUACCUGAACCCUCAAUUCUCAAUGAUGGAAGAAUAUGGAAGGAACGAGUCUCGACAGGCAUAAGAAGGAGAGCUGACUUGCCAGUUAUGAAAGAAGGAGGGGUCCUUGAAUCAGAAGAUGUUGGGACAAAGCCUCGCCCAAUGCAACCUAAUCGGUCAAUUCUACCAUCUCUGAGUGCUCCUGAACAUAAUUUGCUGCAUCUACUGGAAGAGUCUGGAAUAUAAAGCCUGGUAUUGAUCCCUAGUGGAAUACAUCUUGCAUAAUUUCCAUAUAUAUUUAAUUUGUGCUUAUUUUUUGGGCAUAUUACAUGAUUUACCCUUUGCAUAUACUUUGUUGGAUUCAUAUAUAUACAUCUAAAUGAGUCAUCGUAAAUGUAUGCAUAUUUAAUAAAUUUAGUAUGAAUAUUUCACUUCAUACUUAGCUUUUCAACUUCUCAAUAAUUUUGUGAUGCAACUCUGUAACCCUGAUGUUAAUAUUCUGAGAAAAGCAAUCCAGGUUCGGAUAGAUUUCAGAUUUCA
Messenger RNA from Mangifera indica (mango), 1051 nucleotides. RefSeq lists its product as uncharacterized. NCBI's taxonomy places the organism in Eukaryota, Viridiplantae, Streptophyta, Magnoliopsida, Sapindales, Anacardiaceae. The record is from RefSeq and is a predicted model, not a curated record. The coding region runs from base 314 to 757 and encodes 147 amino acids. The transcript has 3 exons.